AUAACUUAUCAAAGAUCGUAUUCAUUCUUGAACCCAACAUUUAUCUAUAGAUUUUUGUUUAUAGUCGAUAGCAUGGUAAAAUUCCCUUUAGCUUCACUUGCAAUUCAUACAGAACAGUGAUUACAUCUCUCACUAUGACUGUCGAAUCAGAUAAGGCUGAAAAACCAGCAAGUUGUUUGGGUGUUAGGCACAUACAGUAUUUCCUGUUGUUCAGCAUUUUGAAUCUAGCUUAUGGAAUACGUUCUAUUCUAAGCGUGACGAUCUAUGCUAUGAUAGAUCCGGACCCGCAUAAUAGGGAUAUACCUACUUAUCCGGAAUGGUCCGACAAGAAGAACGUAAUGCUAUCCUCAUUCUUCUGGGGUUACAUCAUCCUGCAAAUAGGCGUAGGCCAAAUGGCUAAGAACUAUGGCCCCAAAUGGCUGAUAGGUGGAGCAGCUUUCAUAGGUUCCGCCUUCUGUGCUUUGGUACCACUUUGCGGACACUGGUUCGGAUAUCAAGGGGUAGUGGCUUGUAGGAUACUCACCGGACUUACUCAGGGGUUCAUCUACCCCUGUGGACAUAACCUUAUCAGUGCUUGGACACCGCUAGAGGAUAGGGCGAAGAUAGGCAGUUUCGUAUAUGCGGGUGGGCCCUUGGGCACAGUGAUAUCCCUACCGAUCGCUGGUUUCAUAUCAAGUUCAGUAGUAGGCUGGCCUGUCGUAUUCUACCUGUACGGAGCCUUAGGAAUGAUCUGGGCUGUCAUUUGGUUUUUGAUUGGUAGUAAUAGUCCUGCUACUGAUAAAUUCAUAUCCAAAGAGGAAAGAGAAUAUAUUGAGGCGGGGAUUGAGUCUGAAGCAGAUGGAGAGAAAGUGCCGACACCAUGGAAAGAGAUAUUCACGUCACUACCAUUUUGGGGAGUUUUGGUUGCGCACUGUGGCCAAAACCUUGGCUUUUGGACGCUGCUCACAGAAAUCCCUUCCUACAUGCAAAACAUCUUACAUUUUGAUAUCAAAUCUAAUAGCACACUGUCCGCGUUGCCUUAUCUAGUGAUGUGGCUCCUAAGUUUGGUAAUGAGCUACAUAGCAGACUACUUGAUCAUCAGAGGAGUAAAAGUUGGAACCAGUAGGAAAAUAUUCAACUCCAUUGGCCUAUUCGUACCAGCUUUGGCCUUAAUAGGCUUAAGUUUCGUCGAGAAGAGUCACUACGUGUGGGCUAUAGUCCUCUUGGUGACCGCUGUGGGCUUCAACUCUGCAGUUUUCUCAGGCUAUAACGUCAACCACAUCGAUUUGUCACCCGUCCAUGCUGGGACUCUUAUGGGAAUCACAAACAGUCUGUCAAAUAUAUUCUCAUUGGUUAGUCCUUUGAUUAUCGACGUUGUGAGGUUAAGCACUGGUUACCAAGAGACAGACAAAUCAUUGUGGACAAUCGUUUUCUGCAUCGCAAGUGGCGUCUAUCUGUUUGUAGGAAUAUUCUAUGAUAUGGUUGCAUCUGGUGAAGUGCAACCAUGGAACCAGAGAUGCUCAAAACCAGAAGACAACACCAUCAAAAUGGAACCAAUCUGAUAUCAGUUAUUUUUAAUUGAGACAUUCGUAUAAAAGUAAUGGUACUUUGAUGGUAUGUUAUGCUCGGAGGAGUUUGUUAAUUUGGUUUCUCAUAUUUCCAAACUGAAUGUUAUACGCAUACCAGACCAAAUGGACAUUCUACCAGUACUAGAUAAAGACAGAAGUUGCUCUAACUGCUACGGAUAUUUUAUUUUAGAGGAUUAGUCUGAAAAUUGUGGCUAGCUUUCAAACUGGAUUCAGGAUAAAUCAUACCACAAAAUUCAUAAAAAUGUUUUAUUAUUACACUAAUAAUAUAAUAAAUAUCUGUAAUCAGACUACCCUACCCCUGUAUCUGCUCACACUAUGGAAUCUUAUAACUUUUCAGUGGUUCAUGGAAAUUCAUUACACCCUGUAUGACAUAUCUGAUGUAAAAGAACUGUAUAAAAAAACUUUAUACCAACUUAUAUACAUUCAUUUCUUUGAAAAUGUCAGAGAUUGUACCUCCCUCAAAAAAAGAGCACAUUCAGCCAAGGUGAAGUGGCCCCAAAGUGAACCACUUUCAUGCUAGAUGGUAGUAUGGUAGGAGCCAUGCGAUAGCUUUGUUGCAAACUGUCAGAGCUAUUCCACAGCUACUGCUAGUUAGUUCAGACAGUACAAAUCUCCAUUGAAACAUAGAACUGAAAGCCUAUUUCUGUUAACCGAGUGUUUCAAUCAUUAAUCAAUAGCUUAGCUAUGGAUGGUAUUUUAGCCGAGUCCGACUGGCAUUACAGUUCCAUAUGUUGAAGAUAUUACAUAUAUACUUAAUUACUUAUCAAUCCCAAAUAGUCAUCCAUAAGUGUUCCAAUGGCAAACUAAAACAAAAACAAAAAUAGCUUGUUGAAAGCUGAUACAGUGCCAUCAAAAAAUAUAACUUACAAUGCCAGUAGCGUCUACCCUUGUACCAACAAUUUUUAGUCUUAUUUCUCCCUCAGCACGUAUUACAACAUCCUCGUCUUUAGUUUUGUAGCACUGAGGAUUUACAUUUGGACAAAAUUCCAUUUCAGCUGGUAUGGAAUGAUGGGAUAUGAAACAAGAUAGAGGUCCAAUCUCUGCAAACAUUCCAACCUGAAAAAAUGUGUUUAUCAGUAUCGCUUAUUCAAUUUUAUUAGAAAAUAUAUGCACCUUGUUAACUUGCCGAACCACUGCAUCUAAAACCUCUCCUUUGAAUGGCCUGAAGACUAUUGCUUUGUAUUUGACUGGGUAUACAACAAAGCCUUGCCCUGGUAAUAUUAAUCCUGCUCCUAUACUGUCUAUGGUUGUGACUGCUAUCACAAAUCCAUACCUGAAAAAGCAAAUUAUUCUAUUUUUUUGGGAUUCUUGAAAUGAAAACAGGAAUAUCUCAAUAAUUUAGAAAUGCGCAUUUUUUAAUGAAAAUAUCACGUUUAGUUUUAGUACUUACUUUCCUGUACACGUUCCCUCCACUUCAGUGUAUAGCUUCGUUUUAACUUUUUCUAACAGUUGGGGUCCGAAAUACUG
Molecule: messenger RNA, 3035 nt
Organism: Acanthoscelides obtectus
Lineage: Eukaryota; Metazoa; Arthropoda; Insecta; Coleoptera; Chrysomelidae
Source: the annotation of a GenBank genome assembly